Aspergillus vadensis CBS 113365 is the source of this 678-nucleotide messenger RNA. RefSeq lists its product as uncharacterized. NCBI's taxonomy places the organism in Eukaryota, Fungi, Ascomycota, Eurotiomycetes, Eurotiales, Aspergillaceae. The record is from RefSeq and is a predicted model, not a curated record. Bases 1 to 678 code for a protein of 225 amino acids. The transcript is spliced from 6 exons.
AUGCGUGGAAUUGAAGCUCUUGCCUUCCUGGCCGCCAUCGGUGCCGCUCACGGCCAGAGCACGGUCGGAUUUGGCCCUUAUUUCUCUCUGGGCCCUACCCAGUCGUGGAUUAGAGAGGCCAACACCACCUUGGUUCUACCCGAGGCUCCUAGCCCUCAGAAGGACCGUCUUGCUCUUUGGCCCGGUAUGGGUACAAGCGGUGGUGAUCUGAUCCAGGCUCUCGCUGUUUCUUUCUCCGACCCCAACUCCAACUGUGGCGCCAGCUCUGGACAGUGGUGUACCUGGGCUAGUACCCUUGAGGGCACGCAAUUGGGUGGCAAGGAAGUCCCGGCUUCUGCUGGCGACAAGGUGACCAUGCACUACAAGUACAACGACAGCACGGGCAAGUACGACCAGACCGUCUCGAUCAACGGCGAGGUCGUCUCUACUCUUUCGACCAGCUCGGGACAAGCCCAAGGCUGGGGCACGGCAGUUGAGUGCCAGGACGAUGCGUGCCAGAGCACUGCGGGAGCUCACAAGUACCUUGAUACCACCAUCAUCCUUAACGCCGAGGAUAACUCCUUUGGCGACACCCUGUCCAUCAACGAGGCCAGCUCCUCCGGACUCUCGACCUCGGAUAAUGGCAAGACUUGGACCGUGUCGACCAUCAACAUCAACUCUCACACUUACAACCUGUGA